Messenger RNA from Nerophis ophidion (straightnose pipefish), 3371 nucleotides. RefSeq names its product oocyte zinc finger protein XlCOF8.4-like. The record is from RefSeq and is a predicted model, not a curated record. Gene Ontology annotation, biological process: regulation of transcription by RNA polymerase II. The transcript has 3 exons. Gene Ontology annotation, molecular function: DNA-binding transcription factor activity; RNA polymerase II cis-regulatory region sequence-specific DNA binding. Lineage: Eukaryota; Metazoa; Chordata; Actinopteri; Syngnathiformes; Syngnathidae. The coding region runs from base 306 to 1814 and encodes 502 amino acids.
GAAUAAAGCAAGAUGGCGUCUGACGGUGAAGACGUUAUUGCAGUCGUCACAGUUCAGUGUUCUUAAUCUGUGUCUCCAUGGACACAUAUAUGUCCUUUAUUACACUCUAGUAAAUAGAGUAAACAUCGUUAAUAACUGUUUGCAUCCGGUUAUAUUAGUCUGAGCGCACUUUGAUGCUUCUCGAGCUAGCUUAGCCUGAUAGUUAGCUUAGCUUGUUAGCUGCUAACAAAGAGAGGCGGAAGUGAUCAAAACACAUCACUAAGUAGAGAUCAAGUGUGAGUGUAAAGUGUUGUGAUUGUGUGAAAAUGUGCCAAAGAACCAUAGCAGAGUACGAGGAGGAACUUUAUCCAACAAAAGAGGAGAAGGAGCGACAACAUGAAAAACAUCAAGUUGUGUUACACAGAACAGACAUCCAUCAGCUGAUUGGACACCAAGAAGAAUGUCUCCCUCAUCUGCAGGGGGACAGUUUCACUUUAGAGUAUCCACAGCCCUCACAUUUUAAAGGGGACAAAGAUGAGCCACAGCCCUCUUAUUUCAAAGAGGAAGAGGAGGGAGAGUGUCCUAUAGGGCAGGAGGAGGCUGAUGUCAGCAAGUUUCCACUGACUGUUGUCUCUGUGAAGACUGAAGAGCAUGAAGACAAACCACCUGAGUCCUCACAGCUUCAUCACAGUCCAAACGUCUGUGAAGAACAUCUUCACCCUGAGCAACAGAAGUGGAGCUUCAGGAUGCGGACAGAGGAGCCACAGCCCUCCCACAUUAAGAAGGAAGAGGAAUACCCACUGAUACCCCAUUUUAAAAAGGAAGAGGAGGACCCACUGACACCCCAUUUUAAAAAGGAAGUGGUGGAUCCACUGACCCCUCACUCUAAGGAGGAAGAGGAGGACCCACUGACACCCCAUUUUAAAAAGGAAGUGGUGGAUCCACUGACUCCUCACUUUAAAGAGGAAGAGGAGGACCCAGUGACCCCUUACAUUAGAGAGGAAGAGGAGGAAGAGGGCAUCAGUCAGCCUAAAUGGUUGGAGGAGUUCCCAGUGACUGGUGUCCCUGUGAAGAGUGAAGAUGAUGAGGUGAAAGGUGAAAGUGAGGAGAGGGGAGGGGGGGAGCCUCCAAGCAGCAGCUCAACACAACACAUGACAACAGAAGCUGAUGGAGACCACUGUGGAGGAUCACAAGCAGACAAGCUCUUAGCUCCACUAUCAGAUAGUGAGGACACAACGUCACACUCUCCUGACACUGAUGAUGAAGACUCUAAAGAUGAUAAGACAUGUCACACUGACAACACUCACUUCACAUCUUCUCACUGUCACAAAACUUUUAAAUACCAUUGUCGUCUGAAAAGACACAUGAGAACACACACUGGAGAAAAACCUUUCUCUUGUUCAAUCUGUAGUAAAGGUUUUGUAAAAAGUAGCUAUUUGAAAGUACACAUGAGAACACACACUGGAGAAAGACCUUUUUUAUGUUCAAUCUGUGGUAAAGUUUUUAUUCAAAGGUACUAUUUAAAAUCACACAUGAGUACACACACUGGAGGAAAACAUUGUUCCUGCUCAGAAUGUGGAAAAAAUUAUACUCAAAGCCAUAAUUUGAAAACACACAUGAGAAUAGACACUGGAGAAAAACCUUUUUCAUGUUCAAUCUGUGGUAAAAAUUUUACUCGAAGGCAAAAUUUUAAAACACACAUGACAAUACACACUGGAGAAAAACCUUUUUCAUGUACAGUUUGUGUCAAAAAUUUUACUCAAAGGCAAUCUUUGAAAGUACAUAUGAGAUUACACAAUGGAGAAAAAAAAUGUUUCCUGCUCAGACUGUGGUAAAAGUAUCGUACUAAAUCAAAGUUUAAAAGUACAUAUGAGAACACACACUGGAGUAAAACGUUUUUCAUGUUCAAUCUGUGGUAAAAAUUUUACUCGAAGGCAAAAUUUUAAAACACACAUGACAAUACACACUGGAGAAAAAACCUUUUUCAUGUUCAAUUUGUGUUAAAAAUUUUACUCAAAGGUAAUCUUUGAAAGUACAUAUGAGAUUACCACUGGAGAAAAUAAAAUUUCCUGCUCAGAAUGUGGUAAAAGUUUUGUAAUAAAUCAAGGUUUAAAAGUACAUUUGAGAACACACACUGGAGAAAAACCUUUUUCAUGUUCAAUCUGCGGUAAAGAUUGUACUCAAAAGAAGCAUUUCAAAGCACACAUGACACUACACACUGGAGAAAAACCUUUUUCAUGUUCAAUCUUUGGUAAAAAAUCUAUUCGAAGGCAACAUUUAAAAACACACAUGAGAAUACACACUGGAGAAAAACCUUGUUCCUUCUCAUAAUGUGGUAAAAGUUUUGUCAUAAGACAAAGUUUAAAAGUAAAAAUGAGAACACACGCUGGUGAAAAACCUUUCAUAUGUUCAGUAUGUUGUAAAAGUUGUAUAGAAGGACGACAAUUAAAAUUACACGUGAUAUAGCACUCUGGUGAAAAACCAUACUCCCGUUCAAGCUGCGAUAAAAGCUUUGGUCACCUAAACACUCUUACAGUGCAUAUGAGAACACACGCAGGUGAGAAAGUGCUGAGUUGCAGUGUGUGUGGUGAAAGAUUGUCUUCUAAGUACCAGUGUAAGAAACACAAGUGUGCUGGUGAGAACAGCAGCAGCAAAUGAAACUGCAGGAUUUGAAAUAAACUGUCCAGACUUUCAUUUUGACUUUCUAACAACAUCAGCACAUAUAACAUGUGUGACAUUGUUGUUUGUCUAACAAUCUGGUUAAUAUGCUUCUACAUUUAUAGAUUAGACACUUCAGAUUAGUGUGUUUAUUACAGUCAAGUACAUGAGUUAAUAUACACAUUUGUGUACUUUGAAAUGAACACAACAAUUUGACUGAAAAGGUGAGAAUAAACAGUACAUAAAAUUAUGUUACAUGCAAUAAACAUUGUAUGUGUAAAUAUCCAUAAUUUACCUCUAUACUUAUUCAUAAUAGUGUUUUAUAUGUUUUUUGAAAAAUGACGUGUUACAUAUUUUAUUUUCUAAUUGUAGAUAAUUCCAUAGAUGAAUUCCUUUUAUAUGAUGUACAUAUUUGUUUUACAUGUGUUCAUACAUUUGCUUUUGAGUACACAUAAAUCCCUCUUAGUUCAUAUUUACUGCUUCACAUCUGAAACAUCUUCUGGACCACUUCUGGAAGCAUAUUAUUAUUUACUUUAUACAUCAUUUGAACAGUUGUCUUUUAUACAAGAUCUUUUACUUUUAUAAUGUGUGAUUUUUUGAAUAAUUUGUUGGGUCUCUAGAAUCCAUUCUAUUAGUUGUCUUUAUUACUUUUUGUGUAAUAUGAUGAUUGUGUGAUUGUUUUAUAUGUAUGUCCCCAGACUUUUAUGCAAUAAACAAUGUAUGCUUCAACUGAA